AUGGCUUCUCAACUCUUCUCCGUCCCGCGGGUUGGCCGCCAGCUGGUUAACCAGCUCCCCAAGUCCCAAUACAGAGCCUUCUCCGCCGGUUCGCAACGGCUCAGCGACUCCCUCUCCGUGCACCGCAACAAGCCCUACAACAACCCGACCCUCCCGUUCAAGUUUUCCGAGCAGAACCUCACACUCGCCGAUGAGAUCCUCAAGCGCUACCCUCCCCAGUACAAGAAGGCUGCCGUCAUGCCUCUCCUCGACCUUGGCCAGCGCCAGCACGGCUUCACCAGCAUCAGCGUCAUGAACGAGGUCGCUCGCAUGCUCGAGAUGCCCCCAAUGCGUGUCUACGAGGUCGCGACCUUCUACACCAUGUACAACCGCGAGCCCGUCGGCAAGUACUUCGUGCAGAUUUGCACAACGACCCCAUGCCAGCUUGGUGGCUGCGGUAGUACCGCCAUCGUCAAGGCCAUCACCGAGCACCUCGGAAUCACCCCCGGCCACACUACCGAGGACGGUCUCUUCACAUACGUCGAAGUCGAGUGCCUCGGCGCCUGUGUCAACGCCCCCAUGGUCCAGAUCAACGACGACUACUACGAAGACCUGACCCCCGAGUCCAUCAAGACCAUCCUGACUGCCCUCAAGGACUCCGCCUCCACCGGCAAGAUUCCCGCCCCCGGCCCGCUGAGCGGACGCGACACUUGUGAGAACAGCGCCGGUCUCACCAACCUGACCGAUGUGCCCGUGUGGAACCCCGAGGUCAUGAUGCGCAAGGACGGUGCAUUGGACGCCGCGCCCCAGCAAUAA
Penicillium brevicompactum is the source of this 795-nucleotide messenger RNA. Its product is annotated as complex I 24 kDa subunit family protein. The record is from RefSeq and is a predicted model, not a curated record. NCBI's taxonomy places the organism in Eukaryota, Fungi, Ascomycota, Eurotiomycetes, Eurotiales, Aspergillaceae. Gene Ontology annotation, molecular function: NADH dehydrogenase activity. The transcript is spliced from 3 exons. The coding region runs from base 1 to 795 and encodes 264 amino acids.